AUGCAGGCUUUCUGGUCUCAAACUCACGGUAGCGCUCCACAACAGGAGUUCCGAUGGUUUUCAAUUCAUAAAGCCUCUUCUCGUAAACAUCACGUUCAGCAUCUUCGCCCUCAUCGUAGAGCCAGUCUUCUGUUGAGAUCCGUUCCAGCUGAGUCGAAUGCGGUAAGGUUGCGAAUCUUUGAUAGCAAACUCACGAACACGGAAGGUUGGAGAGAGGAUAGCACACUGCAUAGCAGCUCCGCGAGCCACAGCCUCAUCUUGAUUCAUUGUGGUCUUUGGCUCCUUACCGAAAAGCUCCUUCACAAUUUGUCUGAUCAUUGGGAUUCUCGAAGAUCCUCCGACAAUCUCGAUCUCCUCUACAUCUUCCGGUUUGAUAGCAACGUCAUCGGUGAACAAAAAAAAGAGCUUACCGUAUUUAGUUUUGAACUCGUUUCUGAAAGACUCGCGGAUGAGAGCAUCGAACCAAAGACCACCAGCUUCCAGAUCGUAUGUGGUGUUGACCAUUUGCAAAUUUCCACGGUUAAAACAAACCAACGAUGCUUGGGUAGAAGAAUGUCCAAUAUCGAGGAAAACUACAUUGCGCGAUUUUUCCUUCUCUUCUGGGAGAUCCUGCUUGUAGAUACCGUAUGCCAAAGCGAUAGCAGUUGUUUCAUUGAUGAUACGAAGAUCAUGCCGCCGAAAGCUGGAGAAACCGCCGUUGAGAAAAUGGAAGUAGAUGAAGUCAAACAAGAAACUCAAGAGAAGGAAGAACCGGUCAAAGAUGUUAAUGCCAUUGCAGUUGAAAAUAUCAAAGAGCAGUUGGCUGCUUUGGAUAAAGGCGAAGAGCAUUUGAUUACUCGUGUGUUGCAAGUGUUGACAAAAACACGCAAACAACUGAAUGAUAUUGUUCUUCACAAGCUUUUAACUUCGCAUUUGAGCAGUGAUCCGCAAUACAGCGAAAAUCUUCUGAAGUUUCUACGCUACACGCCUCCACCAGCAGAAACUGAGGCUCAGCCAAUGGACACUUCGGUACCAAAAAACAGAUCGCCUAAAAAGGGAGUUAAGCCAGUGUUUUCAUCUCCGGAGUCUGAUUGCUACUUACGCCUACUAGUGUUGCUUCAUCUCUAUGCUCAGAAGAGACAUGCAGAAGCACUUGGACUUGGUGAACAGCAGCUCACAUACAUUUACCAAACAGACAAGCGCACACUAGAUGGAUUCGCGGCUAAAACACUGUACUUUUUAUGUGUUAUCUACGAACGUGAAGGCCGUCUUUUCGAUCUUCAAGGUUUUCUGAACUCUCGUCUUCGUACCGCGACCCUUCGCCAUUUCAACGAAUCUCAAGCAGUUCUCAUCUGCUGGCUCUUGCGCUGCUAUCUGAUUAAUCGUCAGUACCAGUCAGCUGCUCAUCUUGUAUCGAAGGUGGCUUUCCCAGAAAACGCGUCAAACAACGAUCUCGCUCGGUACAUGUAUUAUCAAGGACGUAUAAAGGCUCUGCAACUUGAUUAUAAUUCCGCGGCUGGAUAUUUCCUUCAGGCUCAAAGAAAAGCUCCUCAAGAAGGAGCUAUUGGCUUCAAGCAAGCUGUUCAAAAAUGGGUUGUUGUUAUCGGUCUACUUCAAGGUGAAAUUCCCGAUCGUAGCGUGUUUCGUCAACCAAUUUAUCGCAAGUGCCUAGCCCACUACCUGGAUCUGAGUCGUGGAGUUCGUGAUGGAGAUGUUGCUCGUUUCAAUCGAAAUUUGGAGCAGUACAAAGGUCAGUUCGAGGCCGAUGACACACUGACACUGAUCGUUCGUCUUCGUCAAAACGUUAUCAAGACUGCCAUCAAGCAAAUCUCUCUGGCAUAUUCAAGAAUUUACAUCAAAGACAUCGCCAAGAAGUUAUACAUGACUAAUGAGACCGAGACAGAAUACAUUGUAGCCAAGGCUAUUGCUGAUGGAGCUAUUGAUGCUGUCAUAACAUCUGAUGUCCGUGAUGGACCAAGAUACAUGCAAAGUUCUGAGACAGCUGACAUCUAUCGUACAUCAGAACCUCAAGCUCAUUUCGAUACUCGCAUUCGCUAUUGUCUUGAAUUGCAUAACCAGGCUGUCAAAGCUCUCAGAUAUCCACCAAAGAAGAAGAUUGCCGUCGAAACGAUUGAGCAAGCCCGUGAGCGAGAGCAGCAAGAGAUGGAAUUUGCCAAAGAGCUAGCUGAUGAAGACGAGGACGACUUCUAG
Molecule: messenger RNA, 2190 nt
Organism: Caenorhabditis remanei
Lineage: Eukaryota; Metazoa; Nematoda; Chromadorea; Rhabditida; Rhabditidae
Exons: 7
Coding region: 1-2190 (729 amino acids)
Biological process (GO): ubiquitin-dependent protein catabolic process; regulation of protein catabolic process
Cellular component (GO): proteasome complex; proteasome regulatory particle, lid subcomplex
Molecular function (GO): enzyme regulator activity
Source: RefSeq, a predicted model, not a curated record